This is a messenger RNA of Propithecus coquereli (Coquerel's sifaka), 2354 nucleotides long. It is a transcript of the gene SNX11, whose product is annotated as sorting nexin 11. The record is from RefSeq and is a predicted model, not a curated record. Gene Ontology annotation, molecular function: phosphatidylinositol binding. Bases 285 to 1097 code for a protein of 270 amino acids. Gene Ontology annotation, biological process: intracellular protein transport. The transcript has 7 exons. Lineage: Eukaryota; Metazoa; Chordata; Mammalia; Primates; Indriidae.
UCCAGCGCCCCAAGUGAGUUGAAGAGGGGGAAUCCGGAAUCCAGCCUGGGGCCUGGGCGGGGCGGAGCCGCGCCGCCCGGGAGCAGGAAUCGCCACUGAGACCCGGGACCUGCAGGGGCGGGGAGUCAUGGGCACCAGGGAUUAGCGCGUCGGGAGGCAUCUCCCAUAAUGCACUGGGGCACCGGCGACUCACCCGGAAGGAGAAGCCGUGAUUCUGGCUAUAUGGUGGGGCGCGGGCGGUGUCGCUGUGGGGAGCUGGUGCUGCUCUCAGAUGUUUUCUUCCAAUGGGCUUUUGGUGUAGGAUGUCGGAGAACCAAGAACAGGAGGAGGUGAUCACGGUGCGUGUUCAGGACCCCCGAGUGCAGAAUGAGGGCUCCUGGAAUUCUUAUGUGGAUUAUAAAAUAUUCCUCCAUACCAACAGCAAGGCCUUUACUGCCAAGACUUCCUGUGUUCGGCGUCGCUACCGUGAGUUCGUGUGGCUGAGAAAGCAGCUACAGAGGAAUGCUGGUUUGGUGCCUGUACCUGAACUUCCUGGAAAGUCAACCUUCUUUGGCAGUUCAGAUGAGUUCAUUGAGAAGCGACGACAAGGUUUGCAGCACUUCCUCGAAAAGGUCCUGCAGAGCGUGGUUCUCCUGUCAGACAGCCAGUUGCACCUCUUCUUGCAAAGCCAGCUCUCGGUGCCCGAGAUAGAGGCCUGUGUCCAGGGCCGGAGCUCCAUGAGUGUUUCUGAUGCCAUUCUUCACUAUGCUAUGUCAAACUGUGGCUGGGCCCAGGAAGAGAGGCAGAGCUCUUCUCAUCUGGCUAAAGGAGACCAGCCUAAGAGUUGCUGCUUUCUUCCAAGAUCCAGUAGGAGGAGCUCUCCCUCGCCACCACCCAGUGAAGAAAAGGACCAUUUAGAAGUGUGGGCUCCAGUUGUUGACUCUGAGGUUCCUUCCUUGGAAAGUCCUACUCUCCCAACCCUCUCCUUACCAUCAUGCUAUGAUUUUGCAAGACCCGAUGAGGGAAGCUCCACUCCUCCGUCUGUGAGGAGGGCCACAGGAGGGGACCAUGCUGUGCCUUUGGACCCUGGUCAGUUAGAAACAGUUUUGGAGAAGUGAGCUCUGGUCUGAGCUCUGGGUUCUGCUCCAAGGCAGACAGAGAAGAAGCAGGCCAGGAGACUUACUCAGGUGGGACUGGGCACAGGACAGGUGUAGGGGGAGGCCGGGCUGUUUAGUGUCUUACAGUCGCCUCUGCUCACAGAGGCUGCACAGAGGUCGAUCAUGAUAGCCCCUCGUGCCUCCUCCAUAAGAAUAAACACUGUGCAGAUGUUUGUAAGUUAAGCAUAAUGCCCAGGGGCUGUUGAUUUUGAACAGAAACCCAUAUUUACUCUCCUGGGAACUGAAUUUCUUCAUAUGAUUUUUUUAUAGGCCCAGGAGCACCUCCUCAGGUGACUGGUUUUGGGGACCUGUAAGUGGCAGAUUCUAAGCUGCUGUAUUGAAUAUUGUCCCAACAGGAAUGUUUAUGUAUUUGUAUUCCCAUUUUGCCUGGCUUCUGUUUUUACUGUACCCCCGAAGCACUUUGUUUCUGGGAGGCUGGCCUCUUGCCUACCUCCUUGCAUGGACAGGGCAGUGAAUAUUUACUCUCCCACCUCCUUGCUUUUUCCUCCACUAAUACCACUGAAUGGAACUGGUGCUGUGACUUCUGCCACUGGGGUUUCUGGCCUGUCCCAAGACCUCAGCCUGGCUGAGUGGGGCCUGAGACCCAUGUAACAGCUCAUGGCCAUCCAUGAGAAAGGAGUGAUUGGCCACAGCCCAAGGGAGAGGCAACAGCCUUUGUUUUGGAAAGGCUGUCCGGGCGGACACAGUCUCUUCUAGUUAUAAAGCAGAGACAUGGCUAUCUUUUCUGCAGGCUUAGAGUGGGCUCCUUUCUUUUUUGAAUCCUUUUCUUCUCUUUUAGUAACAGCUCCCUGCCCUCAAGGCUUCAGCCGCCAGUGUCCCUGGGCCGUGUUUCAGGGAGGCCGUAUGUUCAGUCCAGUGAGGCUCAAGGGCUUUGUUUCUGCCUAGAAAAGAGGGCUCUGGGGAUGGAGAUGAGGAACAACAUGCCCUCCUUCAGACAAUGAGGCAUUCUGCCCUCCUGCUGUCAUUAUUCCUCUCCACUGAGAGCCAGAGCUGGUAGGAGCUGAGUGCUGCGGGCAUUCUGUAUUACUCUGCUCUUAGGAUUGUGUGUGUGGUUCUUCUCUCACCCACUCCACCCUCCUAUGGCCAUCCCACCCUGUCUGUGGGCUCUUUUACUACCAGCCUAUGCUGUGGGACUGUCAUGGCAUUUAGUUCAGAGUUGAGGGGCUUUGGCCUGAAAUAAAAUGCAAGUAUUUAAGA